This is a messenger RNA of Trachemys scripta elegans, 6341 nucleotides long. It is a transcript of the gene MEGF11, whose product is annotated as multiple EGF like domains 11. The transcript is spliced from 26 exons. Gene Ontology annotation, molecular function: protein binding; scavenger receptor activity. The record is from RefSeq and is a predicted model, not a curated record. The coding region runs from base 98 to 3616 and encodes 1172 amino acids. NCBI's taxonomy places the organism in Eukaryota, Metazoa, Chordata, Testudines, Emydidae.
GAGCCCAGCUCUGCCAAUGCAGUGUGCGUUCCUUAAAGCCCUGAUAGUCUGUAGACACAGGAUCCAGGAGGAAUUUUCAACACACUGAGAAACAAGGAUGGUGGUCUGCAUACUGUUGUGGUGGAUUCUAAAAGUGCUUACCCUGUCUUGCUUGCUGAAAACGGCUCUGUCCUUAAAUCCAGAUGAUCCCAAUGUUUGUAGUCACUGGGAAAGCUAUGCUGUGACAGUGCAGGAAUCUUAUGCGCACCCUUUCGAUCAGAUCUAUUAUACGAGAUGUACUGAUAUACUGAACUGGUUCAAGUGCACUAGACAUCGAAUAAGUUAUAAAACAGCAUAUCGAAGAGGACUAAGAACAAUGUAUCGGCGAAGAUCUCAGUGCUGCCCUGGCUAUUAUGAAAGUGGAGACUUCUGCAUACCUCUCUGCACAGAAGAGUGUGUGCAUGGAAGAUGUAUAUCUCCAGAUACCUGUCAUUGUGAACCAGGCUGGGGAGGCGUUGACUGCUCCAGUGGUUGUGAUAGCGAUCACUGGGGACCACAUUGUAGCAACCGCUGCCAAUGCCAGAACGAGGCUCUCUGCAACCCUAUCACUGGCGCCUGUGUCUGUGCAGAUGGGUACAAAGGAUGGCGCUGUGAAGAGCUCUGUGACCCUGGGACUUACGGAAAGGGCUGCCAGUUUAAAUGCCAGUGCUACAAUGGAGCAACCUGUGACCAUAAAACAGGAGAAUGUCAUUGUGCUCCGGGAUACACGGGGGUAUUCUGUGAAGAGCACUGCCCUCCAGGCAGUCACGGAGCUCAGUGUGAAUUGCGCUGCCCGUGCCAGAAUGGGGGAGUCUGUCACCAUAUCACCGGCGAGUGCUCCUGUCCUCCUGGAUGGAUGGGUUUUGUAUGUGCCCAGCCAUGCCCUUCCGGAACCUUUGGAAUGAACUGCAGCCAGGAUUGUCCAUGCCAUAACGGAGGACAGUGUGAUCAUGUGACGGGAAAAUGCCUGUGUACCGCUGGAUAUAUGGGAGACAGGUGUCAAGAGGAGUGCCCUAUUGGGACAUAUGGCUUUCAGUGCACUCAGAAAUGUGACUGUCAAAAUGGUGCAAAGUGUUACCACAUAAACGGAGCAUGUAUGUGCGACCCUGGGUUUAAAGGGAUUCGUUGCCAAGAAAGAAUGUGUCCAGAAGGGCUUUAUGGCCUAAAAUGCCACAAGAAAUGUCCUUGUAAUAUUAACAACACUCUCAGCUGCCAUCCACUCUCUGGAGAAUGUACCUGUAAAGCUGGCUCGGCUGGACUCUAUUGCAACGACACCUGUCCUCCUGGAUCCUAUGGCGAAGGCUGCCAGCUCACCUGCCUUUGCCAGAACGGUGCAGAUUGUGGUAGUGUGACAGGAAAAUGCACCUGUGCUCCAGGAUAUAUGGGAGAUGAUUGCUCCAUUACUUGUGGGGCCAGAACCUAUGGAGCCAACUGCUCGUCAGUGUGUAACUGCAAAAAUGAUGGUGCAUGUUCCCCCGUGGAUGGCUUUUGUCUUUGCAGAGAAGGAUGGCAGGGGGUUGACUGCUCCAUUCCAUGUCCAAGUGGAACUUGGGGUCUUAACUGUAACCAAACAUGUUACUGUAACAAUGGAGCAGCCUGCAAUCCAGUGGAUGGGUUUUGUCUUUGUUCGCCUGGAUGGCAAGGAGAGUACUGUGAUCAGGCGUGCCCUGAUGGAACAUAUGGCCUUAAUUGCAGUGAACACUGUGACUGUAGCCAUGCAGACGGGUGUGAUGCUGUCACUGGUUAUUGCUGCUGUCUUGCCGGGUGGACAGGCAUCCAUUGUGAUAAUGUAUGCGCACAGGGCCGCUGGGGACCAAACUGCUCCAUCUCUUGUAACUGUGAGAACGGGGGAUCCUGCUCGCCGGAGGAUGGGACUUGCGAGUGUGCGCCAGGAUAUAGAGGACCCAUGUGCCAGAGAAUUUGUUCACCUGGCUUUUAUGGGCAUCAUUGCAGUCAAGCAUGUCCCCCGUGUGUGCACAGCAGCGGGCCUUGUCACCAUGUUACUGGACGUUGUGAUUGUUUGCCUGGAUUCUUUGGCUCACUCUGCAACCAAGUGUGUGCCAGUGGAAGGUAUGGGAAGAACUGUGCUGAGGUCUGUCAAUGUACCAACAAUGGCACAUGCAAUCCUAUUGAUGGAACUUGUCAAUGUUUUCCAGGAUGGAUAGGGAAAGACUGCUCUCAGACUUGUCCAGCUGGUUUUUGGGGUCCAGAUUGCUUUCACACGUGCAACUGCCACAAUGGAGCAAUGUGCAAUCCUUACGAUGGAGAAUGUAGAUGUACCGCUGGUUGGACUGGGCUCUAUUGUACUCAGCGUUGCCCAGCUGCCUUUUAUGGAAGAAAUUGUGCCAAUGUUUGUCAGUGUCAGAACGGAGCAGAUUGUGACCACAUCACUGGGCAAUGCACAUGCAGAACUGGAUUUACGGGCAAACAGUGUGAGCAAAAGUGUCCACCAGGAUCAUUCGGUUAUGGUUGCAAACAGCUAUGCGAAUGCAUGAAUAAUGCUACAUGUGAUCAUGUCACUGGUACAUGCUACUGUAGUCCAGGCUUCAAAGGAAUCAGGUGCGAUCAAGCGGCUCUUAUGAUGGAAGAAUUAAAUCCCUAUACUAAAAUUAGCCCCGCUCUCGGAUCAGAGAGGCACUCAGUGGGAGCAAUCAUUGGAAUUAUUAUUCUCCUUCUAAUUAUUAUGGUUUUGCUGGCACUGUUUGUGUGGUAUCGACGGAAACAGAAGGAGAAGGGGCAUGACAUGCCAAGUGUAUCUUACACUCCAGCCAUGAGGAUGACUAAUACAGAUUACUCACUUUCUGAUGUAUCUCAAGGUAGCGGCAGUGUACAUUGUUUUUCCAAUCCAAGCUACCACACUCUGUCAUGUGGUGUGACUUCACGCUUCUUUACCAAUAAUCUGGAUGGAAACAGCUCCAGUAAGCUCAGUAACAAAGUCCUUGACAGAGAAACUGCAGACCGGAGACCGUACAGCUAUCUGAAUGAACUAGGUGCUUGUGGGAUGGAUAGACGUCAGAACACAUACAUAAUGGAAAAAAACUUCAAAGCGGGGGCAACUGGGAAUUCAGAUAUUUUGCAAGUCCCACCAUUGCACCGGGCGUGUUUCAUAGAUACCAGGAUCUGCCUUUGUACUGUAAACCAGCACAAGAAAAUGCCUCAUCUUUCAUUGCAUCGCUCUAGUUCUAAAUUAAUGGCAAUGCACAGCAGCAGGACUGCACACGGCAGCAAUGAGUAUAUGAAAGAAUCUGUGUGUAGUUCAAGCACCUGCUCUCUGAACAGCAGCGAAAACCCAUACGCCACCAUUAAGGAUCCACCCAUCUUGACAUGUAAACACUCGGAGAGCAGUUAUGUGGAAAUGAAAUCACCCAUUCACAGGGAUUCGCCCUAUUCAGAAAUGCCAACCUCAUCAACGACUAAUAAAAAUAUAUAUGAAGUUGAGCCCACUGUCAGUGUGGUCCAAGAAGCCCGUGGUCGUAGUGCUAAUUACAACCAGAAUCCAUAUGACCUGCCGAGGAACAGCCACAUUCCUAGUCAUUAUGACCUUCUCCCUGUAAGACACAGCCCUACCCAUGGGGCAUCUUGGGACAAGCAGUCUUAAAGGGAUACGCUUCGCUGUCGCAAUGUGCUGCGAACAUUCUCUCUGACUAAAUGAAAGAAACGAAGACAAUCCUUUUUGGUUUUGCAAUACACUGACGUGACUUGAAAUAGUAUUACACAAGGAACCUAACCUAACAGAACAUUCGUUUGGGCCAACUUGCUGCUGCAUGAUAUGGAAAAAGAUGUUUUUAUACAGAUCACAGAAAAAUAAAGAACCAUCAUCUCCAUCUGACUGGAAUAAUUACUCAAGGAAGCAGUUUGCAUAGUCCAGUCAAAGACUCUACAGACUGUGUUCUCUUAACUGUAAACUAAAAACAACCCACCCACCCCCAACUGUAAGUACUUACAGCUACAGAUGUACAUUUCUACCACCCACAUAAAGAGACCUUUACUGUUAGAAACAAGAUGUCUAAAAAGAUGCUGGAAUAUAUUUUACAUACGCAUCGUGGAAAAGGAUACACUCAAAAAACCCAGGAAAGACUGCUGUUUAAUUCAGCUGAUAUAAUUUGUAAACCUUGGUUCAUGCUGUCGUCAUAUCCAUUCUAUGUACAUGUCGAUUUUAUUCUUGGUAAAUUAGUUUUGUAAUAAGUUCCUGUUUCUGCUGGCUGCCAAGAUAUUUUAGUAGAGGACUAUUACAUAUACACCGUCUAUGGUUAUUCUCAAUGCCUCCUGCUCACUUUAAGCGAUGUAAAUCUUCACAAGUCUCCAGUGAUCUUUAACUAUAGAGCUCAUCUAAACCAUAGAGCUCUCAUGCGCAACAUAUAUAACAAUGGCCAUACUGGGCCAGACCAAUGGUCCAUCUAGCCCCGUAUCCUGCCAGAGGCAACAGACGGAAUUAAUAGAACAGGGUAAUCAUCGAGUGAUCCAUCCCCAGCAUCUGGCGGUGAGAUUCUUAGGAAUACAUUUUUAACAAACUAUGGAAAGCCUUUGAUUGUUGGUGGUGUUUUAUUCGGCCUUAUACAGCUGCUACUUUAUUCGAUACAGUGGCCCAGACUGUCGUCUGCUCUAAAUUGGCAUAGAGCUUCAGUGACUUCAAUGGAGCUCUGCAGAUUCACAGCGGCUGAGAAGCUGUUCCACUGUCAGUGUGUCAAAAAUCUAACCCUGUUUCUGUUCUGCACCCAAACCAAUGCUUUCUAAGCCAUCAUGGGCUUUCUAGACCAUCUUUACAAGCCACUCCAUCGUAGCUAAAUUAAUUGCAUGCCAUUUAUAAUAAACCCUUUAAUUUCAUCUGCAUUACCAUGUAGUGCAACUUUAUCCACCGCUGAGUCUACCUGAAAUGUCAUUAAACUGAGCUGUGACCGGAUUUCCUUUUUAAACAGCUGUUUGUGGAAUAAUUACCAUGAGGUUUGCCUGUGGUAUGGCUUUGGAAUAAGCCUCCCAGAUUAUUUUUUGUAGUCCUUGACAUAGAAAAUAGAAUACUUGCUAUUAAGCAGUUUCUUGUAGAUCUUGAGCAUGAAGUAGUAUUGAUGCUAAGUAUGUAAUUUUAUUAGGCAAAUGUGGGAGUAGCAAAUUGAUUGCAUCUUAAAUAUAAAAGUCUGUUGCGCUUUUGCUGUUCUGAUGGAACUAUAAGAGAAAGAAAAGCAACUGUGAUCAGUUUGUUAACGCACGAAUUGAUUAGUUAAAAAUAAUAAUGCAGGAAAUAGUGGCCUAAGGGCCUGGUAGUAAGAUUCAGAGCCUUUCACCUCUAGAUCCCCGGUUUGAAUCCAGCUCCAGCUGGGAGUCAUGUUAGUGGAUGAUAGGCCUACAGGAAAUGAACUGGUCCGGGGGCCAGUCUAGUUCCUAGCAGACAGGAGUUUAAUGUCAUAUGGAGAAGCCCAUCGCAGUUUGAACCCUUGAUGGUACUCGCCCAGAGGCCAGGAGCCAAAUGUGCUGUGGAGACUGAACUACCUGCUCAGUGCUGGGAUCGAGGCCUAGCGCCAGGGCUGUGCAAAGAAGCUUGCAUUAAUGCUGACUGAGCCUGUACUCUACUUCUUUGUGCUUCACUGCUGUCAAUCCGGUAACGUACUAAGUUCUCUUGGCAAGGGGUGGGGGGAAGCACUGGCACUACAGCGUUAAAAAAAAGCUGGAAUCUUUCAUAGGCAGAGGUGGGCACAAGUUCAGAAACCCUUUAUGCAACUGGCAACUUCUGCAGUUCAGACAGAACUCCAGAGAGCUCUUUCCCCAUAGGGUUCAAAAGAAGCUGAUAUUCACGUUGCAAGGAAUACAUAAAUAUUUACAUGAAUGCUGCAUGUAUGCAUGGGGGCAAAUGAUUGAUCAGCAAUAGUAAUUUUGCUUUCCAGAAAAGCCUUCUUCAAGAUGUAACUAGACAAUUCUUUUGUAGGGCCAGGUAGGAAUAUAUUUUACUUAGCAUAUAGAAAGACUUACCUCAGAAAUAUCAAUAAAAAGGCAGUUAAUUACGUACGGCUAUUGUUAGAGACUUACCAUACGUCUAACACUAGCACACAGCAAUGUAAGCUGCAAGCCUAAACAACGUGUAUGUUGUGUUACUGUACAGUCUGAGAUGGGACUUUGGAGAGCAGCGACACGCUUGACUUUUUCAAAGCUGGAUUUCCAAACCAAAUGAAAUGAUGUGCAUAGAGGUUAACAGGAGGGGGGAAAAAAUACAUUCUUGUACAUUAGCAUUAGUUUAGAAAUUAGACACUGAAAUGGCAAUACUUUUUUAAAGCAAGACAGAUUUGUAAUAUAUUUGUUCACUGUGCUAAGGUACUUCUACCUUGUACAAAAUA